Trichoderma citrinoviride is the source of this 1023-nucleotide messenger RNA. RefSeq lists its product as hypothetical. Bases 1 to 1023 code for a protein of 340 amino acids. The record is from RefSeq and is a predicted model, not a curated record. The transcript is spliced from 4 exons. NCBI's taxonomy places the organism in Eukaryota, Fungi, Ascomycota, Sordariomycetes, Hypocreales, Hypocreaceae.
AUGGCUGAGCUGAUUGACCCGACAGCCAAGGGCAACUACCCCAUCAUCCUCGGCGAUGGCUUACUGGGGAAGACCUCCAACGACAUCUUUACCGGCAUUCGCUACAACCACAAGCCCUCGUUCCCUGCGUCCGACGCACGCUUGAAGCCGUCGCUCCCUGGAAAGACAACCUCCUACGACUUGACCUUUCCCAGUCCCGAAGGAACGGUCGGAUUCGCCGGAACGCGCUCGACCGACGAUGACGACUACGUGCUAUGGUUCGAUCCCGAGCGGAAGGCGUUCAUCCUGGACAAGGUUGAUUCCACGUUCAACAUGAAUCUCACGCGCAUCCCCGGAAACAGCAACCCCGAGGAGCUGCGACGUCGAUACCCUCAUCUGGAGAAUGGCCAGUCACAAAAGGUGGGAGACAAGAAGAAUGUAUCGAACAAAGACAAAUCAAAGUCGACGCCCAAGGCUGAUGAUAAGACUAUCACCAAGCCGGUCGACAAGCAGCCGCUGGACAAGAAACCGCUAGAGAAGAAGUCGGUGGAGAAGAGAUCCUUGGAGAAGAAGAUAUUCGAGAAAAAGCAGCUCGACAAGAAGCUCCCCAAGAAGAUUGACCUGGCACUCCCCAUGCCGCAGCCGCCGAAGCCAGCACAGUCCGAGUCUCGAAAGAAGAAGGACGAUGACGACGAUGAGGAAGACGAGGACGACGAUGGCGAUCUCCUCAUCGAGUACCCGGGCGCGGAGAACCCGGCCAAGCAGACCCAUUUCUCGCCGGCGUUUCCCGCCCCUCGGCGCUUUGAUGACUUUAUGGAUCAGCGCGAGUCCGAGGUGGAGGAAGAGGAUGAUGACCAGGAAGACGAAGACGACGGGAUGGAUCCGGACACGGAGUUUAAGCUGCCCAGUCCAUUAGAUUUGGAACAAGAGUUGGAGAACGCCUUUGAAAAGUUGGAGAGCAAUGGCCAAGACAGUGGCAACAACGGCUACUACUACAACGACAAUGCUAACGAUGACGAAAGCGAGAUCAGUGAGGAGGACUAG